AUGCGGUGGUCACUAUUUAGCACUUUGAUCUUAGUGCUCCUCUUCGGAGUUGCAUUAUCAGCCCCCGCAGUGGACUUCGCAGAACGAAAUGUUGAUGCCUUUACGACUGUCGAAAAGAGAGUUGAACAGGAUGCGACACCAACAGCAACAGCAACAGAUAAUACGCCUAGCUCAACAUCUACAGCGAGUACAACGGGUACUCAGGGUGCAGCGACGACAGCCACAGCUACAGCCACGACAACGACAAUAACUGGGACGGCCGUUUCAAAUACCAGUCACUCUACCUUCGUCGCGACCACUGUUCCUUCAAUAGAUGGCUCUACGGGCUCGGGGAGCGACAGUCAGGAUGGAACAAAACAAAAGUAUACAGGUGGACUACCACUUCAGCCGGAAAUCACUCCGGCGUGGGGUGUGGGUGGUAUUAUACUCCUACUUCUAGGAGCGGCUCUGGCGUUCAUUGGAAUUCGCAAGCAAUGGGUUCAUAUCUUCUUAUCAACCGCCUUCCUCGCGGCAUUGGGCGUUACGGUGCUUAUUGUCUACGUGUUGAACCCACCGGUCAGCAAUGCGAUACAAGGUGGAUAUCUGGUUGCAGCCUUUUUCACAGGCGCCGUGUUCGGAGGGCUAGCGCUCGUGUUCAGGGAAAUAACUGAAGGACUCGGAUGUCUUCUUGGUGGCUUUUGUACCGGGAUGUGGCUAUUAACAGUCAAGUCGGGCGGGCUCCUGACCGACAAUGGAGCAAAGGCCGGGUUCAUCAUCGCCUUUACCGUGGGCUUCUGGUGUCUAUCAUUCAGCCACUAUACUCGCUCAUACGGUUUGAUUCUCUGUACUUCCAUCUCGGGUGCGACGGCUCUGGCUCUCGGCAUCGACUGUUACAGUCGGGCAGGCUUAAAGGAGUUUUGGCUAUACAUAUGGGGUCUGAAUACAGGCAUGUUCCCAUUGGGCACAAAUACAUAUCCGGUCACUCGAAACAUCCGUGUUGAGCUUGCUAUCACCGUCAUUGUCACCGUGUUUGGUGUUAUCGCUCAAAUGAGACUCUGGAAAGUGAUCAAAGAACGCCGAGCCAAGGAGGAAACAACUCGGAAGGAAGCCGAGAAAAGGGACGAGGAGGCAGAGGCAGAAGUUGGUCGACAACUGGAAGAAAAGAACCUUCGCGAACGCACCGAAUGGGAGAACAUGUACGGUAACGGCGCCGGCAAAGCAGCCUCCAUGACCGAGACUGCGGUUGCAGAAGAUUCCCGUCGGGGCUCGGAUGGGUUCGAAUCAACAACCCAUGAAAACGAAAAGGGAGAAUCGGUUGAGAUGAAGGACAUGUCUGCUCCGGAAAACUCGGCUGGCUCAUCUGACUCUGGGAAAAAUCUCGAAACUGUUGAGGAGGUUGAAGGGGAAGCUCUUGAAGAACACCAGGACGGUCAUCCCAACCAGCCCGAGGACCAACAGGCUCAAAAUGAGACCGAAAAUGACGGACCAACAGCUGCAAGACCGGUGACAAUGUGGCCCGAGCCAAUCCCGCGUGAAGAUAAUAGCUCUGAACACGGUGCUGUUGUUGGCUCCGAGGCUGGCUCGCCACGAUCCAAGCGCUUCUCUGGAAGGUCACUGAUGAACCGGCUUUCCUGGCGCAGUGCUAAUGGUGUGAACGGUCCAUUGAGUCCCAAGCUCAACGGAAAAUCCGAGUCGGAAGAAGCUUUGGUAGUGCAGGACGAUGCUACCUCCUCCGUUGUCGGCGUCGUGGAUGAUAUUGCUUCGAUCUGCUCUAGUGUGGUCUCAGAUGGCCAAGCCGCAGAAGACGAGAAGGCGACCGAGGAGACAGUGACGAACAACUUGGCAUCAAAAAAUGUGCUUGCUGAAGUGACCGAAGCCGAACUAAACUCCCAAGCACUGCGUGCUGCGCCGACUGAGAAUGACGGUCAACUUGCCUCUUCCCUUGCCCGCCAUGAUAAGAAUGGUCAAGGGCCCACGCAACGUGGAAAUGAAUUCCAGAUUCACCAGGAUGACGACACCGAAGAGCAAGUAUCUACUGUCGAGACCAAUAAUCAGGACGACAGCCAGCCAAAGAAGACCGAAAACUUGGUGUUGCAAGUUCAGCCGAAGCCACAACAAGCUCCACCAAAUCAAGAGAACGUCCUGGAAAACCCUUCUGAGGAAGAACAUCAUGAACAGACGGACCAGGAAAACCACGUACCCAAUUUUGAUCAAGCGGAGGACGAAGCUGAAAUAGACAACCCACAGCCUGAUGCGGAACACGUCGAGCGCGAACUUGAUUCUGUGUCUCAAACAAAGCCUUUGAGGAAGAGCAGGAGUGCAAGGUUAGACGCAUCGACAGUGAAAGAAAUUCCCGAACAAACAUCGAUGGUAAUCAAUUCAUUCCGCACCAACGAAUGGGCCAAGCAUCUAGCCAAUGCGGAGCUUCCUGAGCUCGAACCAAUUCAGCUGGACUAUGAAACCGAAAGCUCUGCCGAGACUGAAGAAGCUGCCGCACCAGUCAAUGUGGAUGGUCUUCUUCAGACACCGUUGACAGGCCUACCUCCUCCAAUUAUCAACAAUCCCGAGCAGAUCCCCACUAGCCCCGAGCAAAAUGGUCGACGUUCUCAAGGCUCUGUAGCACCACCUGCAGUACCCAAAUCCAAAACACAAAAUAACAUCUACACCAUGUCCGGUGCUAUAUCACCCCCACCAAUGGCCCGAAACAUGUCUUCUGCAUCACUACUGCCUCAAGAAAGGGAUAGGAAGCCAGGUCCGAUACGCAGCGUAUCGACUCCAUUUCUGACUAUCACAACCCCCAAUCAAGAACCAGAGUCAUCGGAUUCUCCAAAGUGGAGUGGACCUCCACCUCUUCUCGCUGUUCGUGAGAACAUGGUGCGGAAUCGGAUGUCAUCUACCUCCCUGCGCUACGAUCCUUAUACAUCGCGAAAUCAGUCCCGCCUGUCCCUGGCUGAUCCAACCGUAAUCGCCUCGCCGCCCUUGUCCAUCCCAGAGGAAAUGGACGAGCAAUUUGGCACAGAUACCGUUGAAGACGCAGAUGAUGUACCACUAUCCAAGCGUCGUGCCAUGCUACAACGCCAAUCGAUGCAGUCCCCUUCUACAUCUAGCAUUCAGAGCAUCGAGCCCCCCCGCUCACCACCGCAAAGUCCACCAGACUCGGGACGAUCUGCAGCUGUCAUGGCCGCCUGGCGACAAUCGGUUCGACAAGACCUUUCUCAACGACGUGACCCACUAUCACACCCUCCUUCUCCAGGCUUACCUACAAAUUCCGAGAGACCACGGGCACUUCGGGCAUCUACGCAGCAAACGCGCGAGAGCUCAGCGGCCCAGGUCGAAAAUACCAUUGCCGAAAGGAUGCAACGCGGAGGUAUGACAGACCUGCAUCGUCAAGCGAUGCGCCGAAUGCAGGCUUCUGCGAACCGCAAGCUGUAG
Messenger RNA from Penicillium subrubescens, 3411 nucleotides. RefSeq lists its product as uncharacterized. Lineage: Eukaryota; Fungi; Ascomycota; Eurotiomycetes; Eurotiales; Aspergillaceae. The coding region runs from base 1 to 3411 and encodes 1136 amino acids. The record is from RefSeq and is a predicted model, not a curated record. The transcript is spliced from 4 exons.